GACCGUGAAAUCUCUUCGUCAGCCGUUAGACCUCUCACCACAGUUCGCUCUCUUUCUCUCACUGUUUCCAGCCGGCAGCAGCAGGUCCCGCAGCCCGCCCUUCCUAGCCCCAGCAAGGCAGCAACUUCUAGCUAAUUUUAAAGGGUACUUAAAAAAAUGGGGCCGAGAUGGAAAGGAAAAGGAGCAGAAGCUAAAGCACUAGCAGAUCCCAUGUCAGAAAUAGUCGCACAGCUUCAAUCUUCUCUUCUUCAGUCAAAUGCAUGUGCGUCACUCUCAGGUUGUAGUGUGCUUCUUGCAGUGGAAACAGAACAGACUGAGCUUCUCACGCGGGCAUGUUUCGGUAAACCCAUUAUCACAGCUGAGAAAGAAAAGCAAUGGUUUCAGUUGGGUUUGGAGGAAGCAUUUUAUUUGUGUUAUUCUUUAAAAUGUCUAAAGAUUGCUGGUGAAGAUAAUUUUGUUAAAAAUGAUUUAGGUUUGUGGUUGUAUAUGAAAUUGAAAAAGGAAAAAUUCCCGGAUUUUUAUAGGGCGUAUUCUCAUCUUCGUAUGAAAAAUUGGGUUCUCAGACCAGGAUUACAGUAUGGCGUGGAUUUCGUUGCUUACCGGCAUCAUCCAUCUUUGGUACAUUCAGAAUAUGCUGUGAUUGUUUUAUCAGAAGGGGAUACUGGGAGAAUGAGGGUGUGGUCUGAUUUCCACUGCACUAUUAGACUUUGUGGAAGUGUUGCGAAAACGUUGUUAAUUCUGAAUGUUGACAAACAUGGUCACGGUGCUAUCUCUCCAUCUUGUUUGGAGAGAUACUCUGUUGAGGAGUGCACAAUCACGAGAUGGAGUCCAGAACAAAGCCGUGAUGAUAAGAAAGCCUCAGAAAAUGGAGCGAAGUCAAGUUUUGAUCAUGGAGCUGGUCUUCCUAUUGUGAUGGCCUAAGCAACGUGUAAAUGUCUCCAGUCCAGUCUGACUAGGUGUAAAAGCCGAUCUGUUGGCUUUAUCAUUCAUUAGAUGCUUUAAGACAAGAAAAGGGCAUGUAAUGAUAAAGCCACAGUGUUGGGUUUUAGACCAGUUAAUCACACAACACAACAGCAAUACCAAGUUGAAAAUUGAGCAAAAUACAAAAAAUGGAGCCAAUUUCUUCAUCACUGUAUCUGCAUGUCCCUUUUAU
This is a messenger RNA of Populus euphratica (Euphrates poplar), 1153 nucleotides long. RefSeq names its product tRNA-splicing endonuclease subunit Sen2-1-like. Gene Ontology annotation, biological process: tRNA-type intron splice site recognition and cleavage; tRNA splicing, via endonucleolytic cleavage and ligation. Gene Ontology annotation, molecular function: tRNA-intron lyase activity; nucleic acid binding. Bases 157 to 921 code for a protein of 254 amino acids. The transcript is spliced from 3 exons. The record is from RefSeq and is a predicted model, not a curated record. Gene Ontology annotation, cellular component: cytoplasm; tRNA-intron endonuclease complex. NCBI's taxonomy places the organism in Eukaryota, Viridiplantae, Streptophyta, Magnoliopsida, Malpighiales, Salicaceae.